AUGAACUUGAAAACAUUCAUGUUAGACAUGCUAACUACUACAGUGCUCUUAGCUGCUUGGUUAUCCGCCUCUGGAUUUGUCAAUGCUAAAGAUCUAGAUGUUCGUGCUUCUGAAAAAAUCGCAGAGAUAUUACCUCCUAUCGAGAUAUUUGGAAGUAAAUUCUUCAACACUCAAAACGGCGAGCAGUUUUUUAUUAAAGGCAUUGCCUAUCAACCUAGCAUGUCUUCAAUGGAAUUAAACACGGAUAUUGACGCAGAAAUUAGGUAUAUUGAUCCGCUUGCAUCUCCUGAAAUAUGCCUAAGAGAUAUACCACACCUUGUGAAACUUGGUGUGAAUACAAUUCGUGUUUAUUCAAUUGAUCCAACGCAGUCUCAUGAUGUUUGUAUGGAAGCUCUGGCUGAAAAUGGAAUAUAUACAUUGAUUGAUCUUUCUGAGCCAGACGUGUCUAUAUCAAGAGAUCAACCACACUGGAACGUAGAUCUUCUCCAGCGAUACAAAAAAGUGGUUGACUCUAUGCAUUCAUACUCCAAUGUUUUGGGCUUCUUUGCUGGCAAUGAAGUGACCAAUGAUAUAACAAAUACGGAUGCCUCUCCUUUUGUGAAGGCAGCCAUCCGAGACGUGAAAGACUAUAUAACAGAGAAAUCCUAUCGUACUAUACCUAUUGGAUAUUCGACCAAUGAUGACUUAGAAACGAGGGAGAAUUUAGCAAAUUAUUUUGUUUGCGAAGGUGAGGGCAUUGCUGACUUCUAUGGAAUUAAUAUGUACGAGUGGUGUGGUUAUUCAUCUUAUGGAACAAGCGGGUAUCGAGAAAGAACAGCUGAGUUCAAGAAUUAUCCCGUACCCGUAUUUUUUUCUGAGUUUGGAUGUAAUGCGGUAAGGCCAAGGCCGUUUACAGAGGUUGAAGCUCUAUACGGGCCCCAGAUGUCAGGCACAUGGUCCGGAGGUUUAGCAUACAUGUAUUUUGAAGAGGAAAAUGGCUACGGAGUAGUUAAAAUAACUAAUAAUAAUCAAGUGAAGGAGCUUGAAGACUUCAAGCACUUGGUGUCACAAUUUUCUCGAGUUAACCCGAAGGGCGUCACGAAAAAAGAUUACAUGGCUGUCAAAACGCGAAGCGACAAAUCGAAACAAUGCCCAUCAAUAACGUCGACUUGGAAAGCAUCAUGGGCAAUACCGAAAACUCCGGAUGUUACUAAAUGUGGAUGCUUGGAUGAAAUUCUGCCCUGUCUAGUUCGACGCCCUAAAUCACCUGCGAGAUACAAAGAAUUAUUUGAUUACGUUUGUGGGCAGGUAGAUUGUUCAGACAUUAAUAGUAACGGAACUAGUGGUGAGUACGGUGCAUUUUCUGAUUGCAGUACUUCUCAAAAGCUAUCUUUGGAAAUAAGCAAAUUAUAUCUACGAAGUGGUAACUCGGGAACAGAAUGUCCACUAUCCGAUAUCGAUGUGUAUUACAAUAAAAGAAGUCAGGAAAAGAGUAAAGGAAAGUGUGCACAAAUCGGUAAAAUAGUAGAGAUUUCUUCCCAUAGCAAAGGCACCGACGACGAUUUGCCAAAGCACCGAGGAAGAGCUUCCGACAGGCAUUCUUCCAGAGCUACCAUGCUAGUGUCGCCGCGACUUAUUCUCAUAACAGCUCUGAUAAUUGUCAACUCAUUUAUAUAUUCUUGA
Messenger RNA from Lachancea fermentati, 1662 nucleotides. The record is from the annotation of a GenBank genome assembly. Lineage: Eukaryota; Fungi; Ascomycota; Saccharomycetes; Saccharomycetales; Saccharomycetaceae.